CUUACACCCACCCACGUCCGCCAUCCAUUCAACCCUACACCUAUCCACGCAGUCAGUGCCUACGAACCUUGUCCUGCUUGCCGACCGACCUUGCAACCCGCUCAUCCAUACAUUUUACUCGCCCACCCUCCCUCCUUGUGUGAACCCCAACUGGGAACCCUUUCUUCCUCUUGUUCCCCCUCCGUCUCUUCGUCCACGGCACAGGAAGCAGAAGCAACAUUACCAGCCAUCAGCCAACACCCGUCGACCUCUCUGUACUGCUGUCCGACACGCAGCAACCCACGACGUCUCAUAUAUCGCCGACCGCCUCACCCUUCGCGCCAACACGCCGCGCCCACUACAUUGCGAACUGCUGUAAACCACCCAGACCCUUCAACGCCGCUGUUGUCCCAUCACGUGUACACCCUGCAGCCAACCCCGGAGUACUCAACUCGUCUGUCGCAUUGGGCCCAUCGUCGUCUGCUUUUGAUUGGAAGAGGAGACAUCUGCAUCGAGGGAACAACAAACGCACGCAUAUACAACCUCCUACUGGCCCCCUCCCCCCAGCACGAGCCCAACCACCGCGAUCCAGGCCGAGGUAUCUGUACCCUGCACCGAAAUCGUACACGUGGAACGACUUGCUGCCCUUGACAAACGGUCUGCUCCAACACUUGACCAGUCUUUAUUGGAGAAAAGAAGGGUUUUCCUACCAAGAUUGGGAAGAGUCAUCAGUCCCGGCCACCAUCAUCACCGCCUCGGACGGCCAGCUUCGAAACACCACAGCACCGCCCCGUCGUCGCCUGGGUGGAAACAAGAACAAGACAGACGCAACACAGGAGGAAGAAGCACAACGAGAAUGUCGAGUUGAAAGACCCGGCUGACAGAACCAUCUGAGUGGCGUCGAUAACCGACCAAGUACACACCUCAACAGUACUUACACCAGGCCGCAACGACUUCGCGCGCUUCCCACCCCCACGACAAGAACGGCAACCUUGCACAACUUGAACCCGAACCCUCAACGAAUGUGUGCAUGGCAAUGACAGCAGAUCAACAAAGCCUGACACUACAUCUCGGCUUGACUUCGCUGUCACCGCAUCGCCCCUUUUUGUUUUAAGUCUUGCUCCUCCGCUUACCCCACCACGCUCGCCAAAGUGCCGCAGCACGACUCCGACCCCAAUAUCGUCAUAACUGCCCUGUCUCGCCCAACUGACCUCGCCCUCUCCCACCCACUACUUGCACAGCACGACUUGCAAACUCAUUGACCACGCCGGUCGACGCAGACAUCAUGUCACCCAAGCUGAAGCCAUUGUUGUUGCCCCAGCUCGUGGAAGAGCGCCGCAAGUUUGAGGAACAGCAACCCGAAUUCCCAGAAGGCGACAUGGACCGCCAGUACAUCUACUAUACGGCAAACUCGUCCUCUUCCGACGUUGUAUCACCCGUCACCCCAACUUUCUCGACUCGAGGGCAUCUGCGCUACUCCAGCUCGACCUCGUCCCUCGAUCUUCCCCCCACGUUGUUCAACGACUGCCCCUCGUCACCAACCUCAACUACCCAUACCAAGUCUUCCAAACGCCUACUUCCCGACGUGGAAGAGGAGCCUUUGGAGCGCGAAGAGAUGGAAGACAGCACUAUUCUCGCUGAGCAAUUCGAUCUCUACAACUGUUUGUGCGAUGAACCCUGCAUUCAUCACAACGAAAGCUCCGAAACUCUCCACAGCGUUUACCCUACCGACUUCGAUAUCGACUACGACUUGGGCUUUGCGAGCGACAGCGACUUCACUGCGACCCUCGAGCGGAAGCGUAGUGGCACCGAAUCGCCCUUUUCUGGCCUGGCCACACGCCUUGGAACGCGUUUUCCCAAUCUGUCACGGUGGAAAUCCACGAAGCGGUCACAGUUGACUGCGUCGCCGACCACAGGAUUGACCUAUGAACACGCCCUUUCAGUUUCUCGCGCAGCAUCAAGCCGUUCAUCCUCAUUAUCCGGCCCGUCACGCCACUUGGACAGCAUCAACGAGCCACCGAUCCCCACCCCUGCUACGUCCUUCUGGGAAAGCAGCGAGAGCGUGGAGACCCCGGCCCCCAUUGACAUCGAAAAGGCCAACAACGAGAGGGGCAGCAUCGAGCGCGACCGCGCUCUCGCAACAACGCCUCUGCUCCCUCCUCUCCUUACCACUCCGCCAACCGAAGCCCCCCAACCUAGUCCGCUCCAGUCUCCCACUGUAGCUCCAUCAACAUUCUCCAUGGAAAUCCCCUCGCCGCAGCCGCUUUCUCACCUUCCUACGCCUGCACUCAGCACGAGGCCAUCCGUCUCUUCCUUCCGGCAUGCACAGUCUUCACAAGAACUACCCAUCGGAUUCCCCUCCAUCGUGCAAGAUCACGACGAGUGGUCUGACCGCCUCGGCCAUGCCAACUUUACCAUCACGCCACAACCUUACCAGCCGGUGGAAGCCGAUAUGGAGACCCUUCGCCACCUGCGUGCAGACUGGGAAACUGCUCGUGUAAAUUACACGAAGCACCUAGUUCGCACCGGCGAGAACUACGGCGAGACGUCCAAGAUCUACGCGCUGACGGAAGCGAAAUGGGCUGAGACGGAGAAGAGCUGGCGCAACUUCCAUGAGCAGACGAUGGAAUACAUCCUUGCCACCAGCAAGACAACCACAUCGCAUUCGGGCGUCUCUCGCAGCCGUAGCCGCGGGCGUGUUCGCGCCAGCAGCGGAGGCGCUGCCCUCCUCCGCCGACCUGGCAAUGACGACGUCUUUGCUAGCAUGCAGUGGCGGCGUCUCGAGGAUGGGUUGCCCACCGCGAUUCCCCGUCUCAUUGACGCCGAGGGCAAGUUUCCCGAGCGCGGGGAUGAAGACAUUGUUGGACCCAUGGAACGUGACACCAAGAUGAUCCGCACCCGGAGUGAGGAGCGCAAAGGCGGUCGGUUCUGGCGUAACCUGGCCGAAAAGGUUGGCAUUCGGAGGUGAAGCAAAACCCCCCUCAGCCGAACCGAAAGACCCUUUACACAUCAUCUCGCGAUCUCGAAUCUUUUGAGAGGCGGGGCCUAGGAAUCCGCGAUUCCGCCAUUACGAUUAACGUCAGCAAAACUAAACCGAUGAUCGAACUUUGCUCAACAUGGGCGACUACCAUCCCUUCUUCUGAACUUAUUCUUUUUCAAGAUACCCGACUAUCGUCGCUCCUUCAUCACCACACGCCUUGACUAGGCCACGUCUCUUACGACACGUUACGAUCUACGCUUUUGCUUUCGCCGUCCGCUUGAACUAGAAGGCCCCAAAACCUGGGGCAUUCGCCAAUCUUAUUAUUGUCUUAUUUCUACUACCUAUUACCCUCACUGUCUAGAGCAGCACAGUGCGCCUCACUGGCAUCUGAGGCCUGUAGAUACUUUGCAUUUCUACCAGAGGAACAUAUGGAGCCACCGAAAGGAGGUGUUUUCAACAACAAAAAAGCAGGGACAAAAUCAACAUUAGACUCGGGAAAAGCCAUACCGGAGUUACAGACCCAGGCCCACGGGAUAUUGUGGCAGUCUGUUUUGUGUAUUUACUUGGGUGUAUUACGGAAGUGAGGCUCGGCCCUGCGAUGGGACCGAGCCCAGCCAUCUUGUACAGAGCUGUUUCUUGUACGAAGAGUCUCCAGCUUGGGGAGAAGUCUUUUGCGACCCGUCUUGUCCCAGCCUCGGGCCUAGAGUCCAUGAGUGGCAGUGCAGUAUGGCAUCGUAUGAUGGCUUGAAUAAAAAACCACUUGAUAAUUAUUUCUGUUUUGUUUCGUACGUGAUUCCCAUGCUCGUAUUCCAUCUUAUUCUCCAUAUCCUCUUUCGUGUCAGUUUGUAUGGAGGCGAGCCCUGCCUACCCACCUCGAUAAGUAAGCGGUCAGCUCGUCGGAGGCCGUCAGCUACUCUCAUGUUUGAGGGGACCACAACAUGGCCGCCUCUCGUCCCAGAAAGGACUCCCCCUUCCCCUCGUCAAGAUCGUGACGGAUGCAACAAGCUGUCGGAUCACACCAGAAGGGGCUCCCUGGGCUCGCUUGCGGCUUCUCGCACCCGCAGUCCGCCUCCCGUUACUGGUGACCCGCGAAGUAAGCACCGUCCAUGCGUAGAGACGUGAUGGGUUCGGCCCUCC
Colletotrichum destructivum is the source of this 4096-nucleotide messenger RNA. RefSeq lists its product as uncharacterized. Lineage: Eukaryota; Fungi; Ascomycota; Sordariomycetes; Glomerellales; Glomerellaceae. The record is from RefSeq and is a predicted model, not a curated record. Bases 1265 to 2947 code for a protein of 560 amino acids. The transcript has 2 exons.